AUGCGAUUGGGCGGAUCAAAACGGAGACGUCAGAGCGGUCACGCGAACAGCCCCUACUCACUUGAAGAUGAAGGAGCAGUGUCUGCCAUGGUACGGGCAUUUAUUGAGAUGGUCAAAGGAUUACUAAUAAGGGAUGCAAUGGAAAUUGAGGCUCAAGGUUGGUUCGACACCUAUACGAUAUCAAAGAAAGUGCAUCCAACAGUUUUGUAA
This is a messenger RNA of Haemonchus placei, 210 nucleotides long. NCBI's taxonomy places the organism in Eukaryota, Metazoa, Nematoda, Chromadorea, Rhabditida, Trichostrongylidae. The record is from the annotation of a GenBank genome assembly.